GCCGGAGGUGGAAAACCGACCACCCCGAUCAUUAUCAAAAAAAAAAAAAAAAACACCACCCCGACCUGGCCGCCGGCCCGCGCCCCCUCUGCCGCCGCUCGCCGCCGCGCCCUCCCGGUGGAAGUCACACUGUGCGUGAACCUUCGCGUCCGUCUCCGUGCCCUCAGCAACUACCUGGGCUCUCCUUUAUCUCUCGUCCAAGUCCCGUUCCUUUAUCUCUCGUCUCUCGUCUCGGUUUCCUUUCCUGGGCCCCUGGCGGCGACGAUUGGGCGAGCGGCCGCGCGAUUCGGCCCCGUCUUCCUCGCCGGGCCCUUUGCCGGCGACGAGUACCCACCAGGAGAACCAUCAAGUUGUUUGGUGAUAAUGGACCCAAAGCAUUCAGCCGAAGUGUCCAAGCAUUUGGACAAGCAAAACCAAGCACUAAUGGAAACAUACCGCGCAAUGUCCCAUGAGUUGCAUAAACUUCAGGUGGAGGAAGAAACAAUCAUGCGUAAGUUGUAUGAACUGAUGUCUGCAGAAGGGCUUCUUCCAAAGCGCAAGAAAGAAAAGCAACAGGAGGAAAAGGCUGUGGAGUCAACUCUGGAGAACAAAGAAUGGGAACCAUAAAUCUUAUCAUCUCCCACAUAAUCCCACAUGGAUACCAGUUCAGCUGAAGGGCUAGGUGUCUGUUAUCUUCUCAGUGGCAAUACUCUUCCAUCACAACUUGGACGACCACAUCAUUUAAAUUUACAGUAUGAUGGAUAAGCAUUUAGCAGUAGAGAAUUUCAGCUCCAGUUGUUUCACAAUUGAAUCUUUGAACCUGAAUAUUGGUGUAUAGAAGAAUAGAACCAUCCCUUCUGCUUUAUGCUUGAAAUAAAAAUAAAAAAUAUAGAUUAGAAGUAGU
Messenger RNA from Panicum virgatum (switchgrass), 883 nucleotides. RefSeq lists its product as uncharacterized. The transcript has 5 exons. The record is from RefSeq and is a predicted model, not a curated record. NCBI's taxonomy places the organism in Eukaryota, Viridiplantae, Streptophyta, Magnoliopsida, Poales, Poaceae. Bases 364 to 606 code for a protein of 80 amino acids.